GAGCACGUUCGUUCGUUAGAAUCAGCAAAAAUAAAAAAUGGAGAGCACAUCAUCUCCUUCCCUUAAAGCCACCGCCUUCACUUUUUUACUUACAUUUUACGUUUCCUUGUCCACGUUUCUGUUUAAAAACCCCUAAACCAAACCAGAGACAAAGACUUUCCCCAAUAUGGCCAACUCCAGAAGAUUUUUUGGCGUUGUCCGGAGGAAACUUCUCCGGCGAUCUCCCAGCAGAAUCACCAUCAUCCGCUCAGCCUCAGAAACCACUAAAGAAGACAUUGCCGCCAUUAAAAUCCAAGCUUUCUUCAGAGGUCACCUGGGAAGGAGAGCGUUUAGAGCGCUGAAGAGUCUGGUGAAGCUUCAGGCGGUGGCGAGAGGAGUGCUUGUGAGGAGACAAGCUCGAAUAGCCUUACAUUGUAUGCAUGCUCUUGCUCGCUUGCAGGUUAGGGUUCGUGCUCGUCAGAUUCUCUCCUCCCAUUAAAUAUUUCCAUGACCAAAUCCUUAACUUUGCUCUGUUUCUUGUGAUUGUGACAUCUACAUAGCAUCAUUGUCCAUUCAAAUUGAUUUCACCGCUUUGUGAUUUUGUAUAUGUAAUAGUUAACUCU
Eutrema salsugineum is the source of this 602-nucleotide messenger RNA. Its product is annotated as protein IQ-DOMAIN 31. Bases 167 to 478 code for a protein of 103 amino acids. NCBI's taxonomy places the organism in Eukaryota, Viridiplantae, Streptophyta, Magnoliopsida, Brassicales, Brassicaceae. Gene Ontology annotation, molecular function: protein binding. The transcript has 2 exons. The record is from RefSeq and is a predicted model, not a curated record.